Molecule: messenger RNA, 1752 nt
Organism: Paraphaeosphaeria sporulosa
Lineage: Eukaryota; Fungi; Ascomycota; Dothideomycetes; Pleosporales; Didymosphaeriaceae
Product: WD40 repeat-like protein
Exons: 3
Coding region: 64-1374 (436 amino acids)
Biological process (GO): regulation of gene expression
Cellular component (GO): Rpd3L complex; cytoplasm; Rpd3L-Expanded complex
Molecular function (GO): histone binding
Source: RefSeq, a predicted model, not a curated record
GCACGCCUUUCGUGCAGCUUUCCUCCUGCGCCAGUCACAGAUCCCAACAGAUCACCACGUCACAUGAUGGACGACAACAUGAGCGACGCGCCCGACGCGCAGGGCCCCGACGAUGAGCAGAUCCAGCAGCAGAAGCAGAUCAACGAGGAGUACAAGAUGUGGAAGAAGAACAGCGUGUUCCUCUACGACAUGCUCUACAGUCGCGCCCUCGAGUGGCCGACGCUGACGGCGCAAUGGCUGCCAGACAAGCGCCCAGUGGAGGGCACCAACAUGAGCACCCACCGCGUCAUCCUCGGCACGCACACGUCUGGACAGGCCCAGAACUACCUCCAGAUUGCCCACAUCGAGGUCCCCGACAUGCCGACGCCAGACGCCAACAACUUUGACGAGAAGACUGGCGAGGUCGGCGGCUACGGCGACGCAAAGAAGCCCUUUGACUUCAAGGUCGUCCAGAAGAUCAACCACCCUGGCGAGGUCAACAAGGCACGCUACCAGCCCCAGAACCCCGAGAUCAUUGCCUCGCUGUGCGUCGAUGGCAGAGUCCUUGUGUUCGACCGCACCAAGCACCCCAUGGAUCCAAAGAGCGACGGCAGCAUCAAGUUCGAGGCAGAGCUUGUCGGGCACGAGAACGAGGGCUUCGGGCUUUCUUGGAGCCCUUUGAAGGAAGGACAUCUCGUUACCGGAAGUGAAGACAUGACUGUCAGGACCUGGGAUAUCAAGAGCGGCUUCUCCAAGGGAAACACAUCCAUUGCUCCUCUGACCACGUACACGACGCAUACCUCCAUCGUCAACGACGUGCAAUACCACCCCAUCCACGGCUUCCUUAUCGGUAGCGUAUCCGACGACCGCACGUGGAAGGUUACCGAUACUCGAGUGGAGUCGCACAAGGUCGCUCUGUAUAGUAAAGAAAACGCGCACGCAGACGCACUUAACAGCAUCGCUUUCCAUCCCGAAUACGAGAGUAUUUUCGCGACCGGUUCCGCGGAUAGUACUAUAGGCCUAUGGGACCUACGCAAUUUCGAUAAAAAACUGCACAGCCUUCAGCACCAUUCCAAGGACAUCAUCGAGCUGCAGUGGCAUCCACAAGACCCCGCCAUAUUGGCCAGCUCGAGCUACGACCGUCGUAUUUGCAUGUGGGAUGUCACAAGAGUGGGCGAGGAACAGACGCCAGACGAGGCCGAGGACGGCCCACCGGAGCUCCUUUUCAUGCACGGCGGGUUCACAGACCGCAUCUCCAGCUUCGAUUGGAACAAGAACGAUCCCUGGCUGAUGCUCGGUGCUGCGGACGACAACCAGAUGCAGAUCUUCCGCCCGAGCCGCAAGCUCGUUGAGCCUAUCCCGAAGACUACUAAUCACGGAGAGGUCUCGGAUUGAUUCUGUCAAUCUGUUAACCCUUUGUUGAUGAUGAUUUAGAUCAAAGAAGCUAAAGCAGCGCCCGAGUCCGAGUCCGAGUCCGAGUCUGAGACGUUGUCCUUGUCCCCGCCAGAAUCGACCUGAAUAUGUCUACUCUUCUCUGUGGAUGAAGCCGGGCCGAGUAGCCUGAGGUGCCCAUGAUGGGCUAACAGUGGCACGCGGAUUCCUGAAAUGCGUCUUCUAGCUCACGGUGUUGGUUUGGAAAAGUAUACCCUUUGCAUUUACGUAUAGUACCCUGAGUCACCCUAAGAUAGACAAUACAGUGGUCGAUUGUGUCCAAAAGAGAUCUCUGCAUUCACAUGUCCUGCCGCGCUGUUCAAUGGAGAUAGUAAAGUGCCU